This is a messenger RNA of Erythranthe guttata (spotted monkey flower), 2241 nucleotides long. Its product is annotated as protein BONZAI 3. Gene Ontology annotation, cellular component: plasma membrane. Gene Ontology annotation, biological process: cellular response to calcium ion. The record is from RefSeq and is a predicted model, not a curated record. Gene Ontology annotation, molecular function: calcium-dependent phospholipid binding. NCBI's taxonomy places the organism in Eukaryota, Viridiplantae, Streptophyta, Magnoliopsida, Lamiales, Phrymaceae.
GUUUCAUGGAACCGGCCACCUAAUAAUAAUACCAGUGGUUGUUUCCAUGUUUAGAUAAAGGUUACCCGUUCAAUUUUCCGGUACAAAUACGCGUUUUCUCUUUCCCCCCAAUUGUGUAUUUAAUAGAGAAUUAAACAAACAGGUUUUAGAAUCACAAUUCAAUUCAGAUUUCAGAGUCACAAAUUCUUCUUCUUCUUCUUCUUUUUUGUUUCAAACAACUCAGAGAUACACAUAACGACAUUAAUUUAGUAGUAAAUAAUGGGGAAUUGCUUUUCCGAUAUAGAGGGCGGUCAGCAGGCUGUCGGUGGUAGGGCUCAGGCCACAACAUCCGCCGCCGCCGCCGCCGGCGAUGGACCCAACGACGCCGUUGACUAUUUCUUCAGGGCUAGAGGUGAACAAGCCCUUUUCACCCCAAUCCAGUUGUCUCUAUCAGCUUCAAAGCUACUUGAUCGUGAUUUUACAUCAAAGAGUGAUCCAAUGGCAGUCGUUUACAUGAAGAAAAGAGAUGGAAAGCUUGAAGAACUUGGCCGCACCGAAGUUAUAAUGAACAACUUAGACCCUAUUUGGAUUCAGAAGAUAAACGUUACUUACCAGUUUGAGAUUGUUCAACCAUUGAUCUUUCGCGUGUAUGACGUGGACACCAAGUAUCAUAAUCUACCUGUGAAGACGUUGAAGUUGGAAGAUCAAGAUUUCCUCGGUGAAGCUAGUUGUGUUGUCUCUGAGAUUGUAACGAAACGAAAUCAAACUAUAACCUUAAACAUUAAUAACAUAAACGGACAAAUUAGUUCAAGAAAAAUGGGGACACUUACUGUCCAGUCAGAGGAAACUGUUGCUUCGAGGAACGCUGUGGAGAUCACGUUUCGCUGUUCGGCUCUACAGAACAAGGAUCUGUUUUCGAAAAGUGAUCCUUUCUUAAGAAUCUCAAGGGCAAUUGAAUCGGGAGGUUUUCUUCCCAUUUGCAAGACGGAAGUCGUGAACAACAACUUGAACCCUACUUGGAGACCAGUUUGUCUAACCAUGCAACAAUUUAUCAGCAAGGAGAACCCAUUGAUGAUUGAGUGUUUUGAUUUCGAUACAAGUGGAAAACAUCCCCUAAUUGGAAAAGUACAGAAAUCAAUGGCAGAACUCGAAACCCUUUACCAAAGUAAAGCCAGUGCACAUUUCAUCUCCCCAUCUUCCGGAUUCAGACAUCACGAAAAGGUUCUCAAGGGUGAAAUUUUUGUCGACCGAUAUGAGGAGAAACAACUCUACAGCUUUCUCGACUACGUUUCCAGUGGAUUCGAACUUAGUUUCAUGGUUGCUGUUGACUUUACAGCUUCCAAUGGAAAUCCGAGAAAUGCAAAUUCUUUGCAUUACAUUGAUCCUUCAGGUCAGAGAAACGCCUAUCAGCAGGCAAUAAUGGAGAUUGGAGAGGUGAUACAAUUCUACGAUUCAGACAGACGUUUUCCUGCUUGGGGAUUCGGUGGAAGAAUACCCAAUGCUUCAGUAUCUCACUGUUUCAACUUGAAUGGAAGUGUAUCCGAUUGUGAGGUUGAAGGUGUGGAAGGUAUAAUGGGUGCUUACACGAGCGCAUUGUACAACGUGGCUCUAGCUGGGCCCACACUAUUCGGGCCAGUCAUAAACAAGGCUGCAGAUAUUGCCGGUCACUCUCUCUCUCAACACCACGCCAAGUACUACGUCUUGCUGAUUAUCACGGAUGGUGUAGUCUCUGAUCUUCAAGAAACAAUUAACUCGAUUGUUAGGGCUUCUGAUUUGCCGCUUUCGAUACUUAUUGUUGGAGUAGGUGGUGCAGAUUUCAAGGACAUGGAGAUACUUGAUGCUGACAAGGGACAACGAUUGGAAUGCUCUACGGGAAGGAUAGCAACACGAGACAUUGUUCAGUUUGUUCCGAUGCGUGAAAUUCAUCGUGGAGAGAUCUCAGUGGUUCAGGCACUAUUGGAAGAAUUGCCGUCUCAGUUUCUAACAUACGUUCGUUCCAGAGAUAUUAAGCCACUCAACUUGUCUUAAAAAAGCUUUACCAUUUCAUUUCUUUUAGGCUUUUUAUUAUUACAUAAACAACGUAUAUAUCUCUAUAAUGUAGAGAGUUUUUGAAACAAUAAUUUUUUCUCUUUUUUUUUUUUUUUUUUUGAAACAGUAUCAAUAGAUAGUUUGAUUUGUUAUAUAAUUCAAAGCACAGCAAAAGUGUGAAAUGUGCAUAUUUGUGGUUAUGAAUUUUAAUUCCGAAUAUCGAUUUUAUAUUUA